UUUAUGCGUUGGCAAACGUGACUAAAGAAAAGUGUCAACUAAAAAGAAACGGAAGAAGUAAUAAAUUGUGCUUAAGAUUAAAGAGGCAAGAAGGCAAGAAACCUACGUGUUUAUUAUCCAACUAUCCUCAGUCCAACUAUACAAACCAUUAUCCAUCCACCUAAUAGUCGAUCAACUAUAAUUAUUCCUCUCCCGAAAAUCAAGACCCAAAAAAAAAAACAUCAUCAUAAUCAUAAAUUCAUAAUAAUCAAAAUCAAUUUCCAUGGCAACCACUUUGAUGAACAACAGAUGGACAUCAACAGCAUCAAGCAUAUGGAUACAAGCAACAACAGGUGGGUCCUACGCAUUUAGCAUAUACUCACCCGCACUCAAAUCCUCCCAAUCUUAUGACCAAUCAACACUCGACACCAUCUCCGUUUUCAAAGACAUCGGCGCUAACGCCGGCGUUCUCUCCGGAUUACUCUACGCCGCCGUCUUAACCCGCCGUCGACGGUGCUGUCUUGGUGGGCCAUGGGUGGUCCACGCUGUCGGGGCGGCGCAGUGUUUUGUUGGGUAUUUGUUUAUGUGGCUCGCCGUUGUUGGGUUCAUUGCGCCGCCUCCUGUACCGGUUAUGUGUGGGUUUAUGUUUUUGGCUGCUCAUGCUCAGACUUUCUUUAAUACGGCUAAUGUUGUCACUGGUGUUGAGAAUUUUCAUGAUUAUAAAGGCACCAUUGUUGGCAUUAUGAAGGGUUUUCUUGGACUGAGUGGAGCAAUUCUAAUACAAGUUUAUCAAACAUUUUUCAAAGGAAGUCCAAGCACAUUCAUCCUACUGCUUGCAUUCUUGCCGAGUAUAGUCUCUCUCUCACUAAUGUUUUUGGUCAGAAUUUGCCCGGGAAGCAAAGUUGAUGACAAGAAAUACUUGAAUAAUUAUUCUAUAGUUGCCCUCACUCUAGCUGCUUACCUGAUGUUCAUCAUCAUAUUGGAGAACAUUUUCGUGUUCCCAAAAUGGGCACACAUUGUUACUCUUGUUGGUCUCUUGAUUUUGCUUUCUUCGCCUCUUAAAAUUUCUGUAGAAGCUUUUGGCAAGGAAAAUGCUGAUGCACUACCAGCAGAAAGGGACCCACUAGUCUAUGGAAUUGAUCCAAAUGAACCCGAGAAAAUUUUGGGCCAGAAAUAUGGAGGUUAUGAUGAAUUACCUGGUACUUCCAAUGAAGUUCCUCCAGCUGCAGAAAGCAUGAAUCUGUGGGCGGCAAUGAAAAGCUUGAAUUUCUGGUUAUUAUUCGUUGCUAUGUCAUGUGGAAUGGGAUCAGGGCUUGCCACUAUAAAUAACAUGAGCCAAAUAGGACAAUCUCUUGGUUAUGAUACAGUAAAGAUCAAUUCAUUGGUUUCAUUGUGGUCUAUAUGGAAUUUCCUUGGCCGUUUUGGAGGAGGUUACGUAUCUGAUAUCUUAUUACGCGGAAAAGGAUGGCCAAGGCCAUUACUGAUGGCAAUCACUCUAGCAACUAUGACUGCCGGGCACAUCACAAUUGGUUCUGGUUUUAGUGGUAAUUUGUACAUAGGAACUGUCUUGGUUGGGAUUUGUUAUGGAGCCCAAUGGAGUUUAAUGCCCACGAUUACUUCAGAGAUAUUCGGCAUUCUGCAUAUGGGUACCAUUUUUAAUACCAUUGCAAUAGCAAGUCCUGUAGGAACUUACAUUCUCUCCGUCUGGGUGAUUGGACAUAUAUAUGACAAAGAAGCAGGGGGAGGCCGUUCGUGCUAUGGGGUUCACUGCUUCAUGGAAUCCUUCGUUAUAUUGGCAUUUGUUAGCUUUCUUGGGUUUCUUGUUGCUCUGACAUUGUUCUUCCGAACAAGAGCAUUUUAUCAGUCUGUUGUGAUAAAAAAUUUACACCGUUCUGUGUGAAGCUAAUUAAAUUAUACAGUAAUAUACUUUGGAUCUGGUUCUCUUUUCCAUCAUGUUACAAGUUUUUACAAGGGCUUCUCUUUGUACCAUCCGUCAAUCAGGGCAAGGUUGCCUUUUCCUUUAACUGCUAAUGAUUGAUCCUUCAAACCUCAGGAAGCGGUGCUGAUAAGUGCAGAUUGCCUUUUGCUGUGGAAUUUCUUAGGCAACAGGGCAGGGCUAAAAUUUAGAACAUCGAUUAAAUGCAUAAGCUUCAAGCUUUCAUCACUACUACCCUUGAUUCUCUAAAUUACUAUACCCUAUCAGUUUAUGGGCCUUGUGCAGUGGCACAGGUUGCACUGGUUAAGGGUCGGCCUUGUAGGUAUGCUUUUGUUUGUGUAUAGUUGUUCAUGCGAAGCUUAUUGCUUCAUACUGGCCUAGGGUAGAAACUCUUUUUGUGUUCUGACAGGGUUGAAAAGAUCCGCUCUCAAAAGAUUGUCUGCACUUUUAUGAGGGUGCUCUCUAGCAUCGUCGUGCUGAGUACUAAUACGAUAACAUUUUAGUGGAAGAAUUUGCUAAUAAAUACAAAAGACAAGUGAAAUUUGUGGUA
Chenopodium quinoa (quinoa) is the source of this 2465-nucleotide messenger RNA. RefSeq names its product protein NUCLEAR FUSION DEFECTIVE 4-like. Lineage: Eukaryota; Viridiplantae; Streptophyta; Magnoliopsida; Caryophyllales; Amaranthaceae. The record is from RefSeq and is a predicted model, not a curated record. Bases 263 to 1879 code for a protein of 538 amino acids. Gene Ontology annotation, cellular component: membrane. The transcript is spliced from 2 exons.